Setaria italica (foxtail millet) is the source of this 1158-nucleotide messenger RNA. RefSeq lists its product as uncharacterized. The record is from RefSeq and is a predicted model, not a curated record. NCBI's taxonomy places the organism in Eukaryota, Viridiplantae, Streptophyta, Magnoliopsida, Poales, Poaceae. The transcript is spliced from 3 exons. Bases 255 to 905 code for a protein of 216 amino acids.
UCGUCUUUUUUAUGCUCCAUAUAAUCUUGCUCGAUGAAGUGGUUAGUACGAUUUGAGAGCUGAAUAUUUCGUUGUAGGAGAUUAGGUCGUGCAAUAGUCUAGCGUGCUGGUCGAGUGGUCGACCAAAUCCCGGGAACGUGCUGAUAGUCCCCUCUGCUGCAGCGAGAUAUUUCCUCUUUCCUGUAUCGAAUCACUGAGCAACCAGAGCUUCACAGAGAGAGAGGAGAGCGACCGGAAGGGCCAGCCGAUACGCGAUGCAGAAACGCGCGUUGGUGGUGUGCGCGGCGGCCGCCGUGCUCGGCCUCGCCGCGGCCGUGCUGGGGUUCGCCGCGGAGCGUUUCAAGAACAAGGCUUUCGUGAGGUCCGACGUGUUCCGCUGCGAGUACCGGCGCACGCCGGCGCUGGGCUGCGGCGUCCUCGCCGCGCUGCUCUCGCUGGCCGCGGUGGCGCUCGUCACCGCCGCCAGCGGCUGCUUCGGCCGCUUCGGCGCUGCCGCGCUCCCGCCCGAGAGGCGGCGCGGCUGCGCCAGGAACGCGUGCGCGGCAGUCUCGUGGCUGUGGGUGCUGUCGGCGGCGGUGAGCUUCCUGUACGGCGCGUCGCGGAACGCGGGAGGGACGGGGGGAUUCACCGCGGUCAGGCGGCAGCCCGGGCAAAACGGCGGCGGCGGCGGCUUGGACUUCGUCUGCAACGAGCUCCGGGACGGGGUCUUCGCGUCGGCGUCCAUCCAGGCCGUCAUCGCCAUCGCCUGCGCCAUCACGGCCUACGUCGACGCCCUCCAGCAGAGGAACCGGACGCCCACGCUGGGCGUCGCGAUGGGGCAGCCAAACCAGGCUCCCGUGGCUUACCCGGCUCAACCUCCGUACGAUGCCUACGGCGCCAACAAGCAACCUGCAGGGACAGCUUGAGCCUGAUGAGGUCGGCUCCAGCGUGUUUUUGCCUUUUCUGUGGUGCUGUGCUAGUUUACGUGCCAACUGGCUUUGUAGCGUUCGCAUCUCCUCAUCAUGUACUUACGACUUGCCAAUUUGUAAGUGUGACUCAUCACUUGGUAUACGCCUCUGUUUUCAAGUUUGCUAAUAAGAAAAGUGUAAAUUUGAGCCAACAAGUCACAUACAAUACGUUUAUACCAUCAUAAACUCUUCAAUGAAUCACUCUUCUACA